Dentiscutata erythropus is the source of this 240-nucleotide messenger RNA. Lineage: Eukaryota; Fungi; Glomeromycota; Glomeromycetes; Diversisporales; Gigasporaceae. The record is from the annotation of a GenBank genome assembly.
UUGGCAUAUUACCAUUGCGACUUGGACAAUUAUGAUCUUGCUAUAUUAUAUGAUGAUGACGCUUAUGCUAAAUCUUUAUCUCAGAAUCCAUUAGCGACUCGGCCUGUUAUAUUAGUUGACGAUUACAGAAAAUUAUCUCUCAAAGAUCUUCGUAAAUUAUUAAAAAUACCCUAUAAUAGGGAGCGGAUUGAAAAUGCCAGUAGGAAAAUGUUAGAAGAUGUACAGGCUUUUUUGAAGUGA